AUGAACCCCGAUGGCCUCCUCUCUAACCUCAACCCCUCCCAACAAGCCGCCGUAUCCUCCUUCGCUGACACCCUCGCUAUCCUAGCUGGUCCAGGAAGCGGAAAAACACAUACCCUCACCUCUCGCACAGCCUGGCUCCUAGCUCAAGGUCUGCAGCCAUGGAACAUAAUCGUCGCGACCUUUACGGUCAAGGCAGCGCGUGAGAUGAAGGAACGGAUUGGCAAGCUACUUGGGAACGGAUUAGAGUCGAAACUUAUACUGGGCACGUUCCAUAGCAUUGCGCGGCGCUACUUGGCGCGAUACGGACAUCUGAUUGGGAUUAAAAAGGACUUUGGCAUUGCGGAUACGGCGGAUUCAUUGGCGAUUAUAAAGAGGAUUUGCAAGAGGCAUCAUCUCAACAUCGAUCCCAAGGUUGCGAGGUCUCGGAUUAGUGGGACGAAAGCGAGGGCUGAGAAGGAGCACGAGGAGAACAAGUCUGGCGCGAAGACUGUGGAUGCGCAGGAGUUUGAGCUUUGUUGUGCGGAGUAUGAGGCUGCGUUGCAGAGAUCGAACCUCUUGGAUUACGACGACCUGCUUCUCCGAUGUGUGGAUCUGCUUCGAAACCACCCGUCUUGCGUGUCAAAUGUGGAGGCAGUGCUGAUUGACGAGUUCCAAGAUACGAAUAUUGUUCAAUUUGAUCUCAUGCGGUUAUUUGCUGCAGAGAGGAAACGAAUCACCAUCGUGGGAGAUCCGGAUCAGAGUAUAUAUGGGUUUCGAGCUGCCGAGAUCAAGAACUACAGGCGGAUGCUGCGUCAAUAUCCGGAUACAGUUACGAUUGCUCUAGAGGAGAAUUAUCGGUCGUCAGGCGCUAUCUUGCAUAUGGCGUUGAGCAUCAUUCAGCAGGACGAUUCCCGGGUGGCUAAAUCACUUACAGCAACGCAUAUGGUUGGAACUAGACCCGUACUAAGACGGCUUGCGGGAGCUUAUAAAGAGGCCGAAUGGAUUGUAACGGAGAUUCAGAGGUGCAUGGGAAUGACUGGUGGUCUAAUGGAUUCGAACGACAUUGCCAUUCUUUUGCGGUCGGCCUCUCUCUCCCGUCUCAUUGAGACCGCCUUGGGAAGAGCAGGUAUAGCGUAUCGAAUGGUUGGUGGACUUCGAUUUUAUGACAGACUUGAGAUCAAGACAAUUCUGGACUAUUUAAGGGUUAUCAACCAGCCAGAUAGCAAUGAUGCACUAGCUCGAAUUAUUAAUACCCCUUCAAGAAGAAUUGGCGAUGCUACGAUCAAAUCAUUGCUGGAGGAAGCGGACCAGGCCAAAAUCACACUUUGGGCCUUGAUUCUGGGAAUAGUAAAGGACACACGAAAGCCAACUACGAAAAUCCAGAAAGUGACGGAGCACGGGCUUACAAAAUUGGUCGAUAUGGUUCUCACUGCGAGGAAGAAACUAUCGGCUCCUGCCGAGGAACGAAUCUCCACGGUCAAGCUUAUCAACUUCGUACUGGAGAAGACGAACUAUGAACAGUGGUUAGAAGAGCGCCAAGGGGAUGCCCAUAAAGCCCGUUGGGACAACGUGCAAGAACUCAUAACACAAGCAAAUGAUUUUCAGGAUCUCCUCUCGUGUGGCUAUGAAGACGAGACCCUACCCGAGAUUGAUGGAUUGAUGCAAGAGGAAGAUGAGGAUCAUCUGUCCAGGUUCCUUGCCAACGUGGCACUUGCAUCAUCAGAAGCUAGGGCGGAAGAUGAUGAAGGCGUGCCAACUGCUCAAGUCACAAUAUCAACUAUCCAUGCGGCGAAAGGACUCGAGUGGCCAGUGGUGUUUAUCCCAGCUACCUACCAAGGCUCCAUACCUCAUUCUCGAGCAGAAGAUACAAAUGAGGAGCGACGACUAUUAUACGUUGCUAUGACCAGGGCCAAGGCAUUGCUAUAUAUGAGUUAUCCACUCAAAAAUUCGCAAGGAGAGCAAACAAUAUUGUCACCUUUUCUGGCUCCGCCUGGAAUAGCUCCGCUUAUCGAUAUGAGAGGCCCUGCUCUAGGUUCAUCGACGGUUCAAUCCGUUUCGCAGAUACUCAGACGAUCGUGUCCAUCCCCUGCAUCCAUUUCAGAAUCGAGAUCCUUUCUUCGAAGUUCAGAAGACGAUCUCUUCCCGGUAGAUGGCGAGGAGGAUAGCGACAAUGUAGAGUCAAGGUGGAGAAAUGAGCAUACGACAGGAAAUCGAACACAUAUGAUAGGGCAGCAGCCUCCCAAGCGUCGAAAGAUAGAGCUUGACCGCUCGGUUAGUAAUCCUGAGGAAAGAUAUGAAUGCAGUUGGAAACCGUCCUAUAUAACCACAAUGGAUCGAGCGUCAAGCUUUACAAGCACUACCAUUCCAGGGAAGACUGAAUUUGUUAAUGUCAGGGCAAAUCUCCAAGUCCUGCAAGAGCAGUCUGUCAAAACUGCUGCUGCAACAAUAGAGAAGGAGACUGUCUCGAGGAGACAACCUCCACAAAAUCCGGCUGUGAAGAAGAAGGCAAAGGCUCUUGUAGGGCAAGGCACUUUAUUUGGGUUUCUAGGAAAGCCGGAACCCGCGGAAGAACCCCCUCUUCCAAGUUUACGGGUGACGCUCUCAAAUGAGAUAAAGACCAAUCCUUAUGCCCAAGUUAUGCCCAGCAGUUUCAGUCGACCUCGUCCAAACCCCGCUCAACAGGAUGUAAUUGGAAUCGACCCUUCUCUCGCCAAUCGCCGCAUUGGUCCUUCAGCAGGUCACCGGCCAUACCAGAAACUUCCUCUACAGCAGAAGCGAAAUGAUUACGUCUUUCUCUCAAGCCCACCGCAAAAACCAAAACCACCAUUGCUAGAAGAAGAUGUCGUCGCUGAAAAGCCACCGGGCUUGACUUCGAAUCCUCCACUGCUACCCCUCAUCCGUGCUGCGACAACAUUUCAUAGUACCACCGUUUCCGAGGUCGGAACAUCCAAGAAGACAUACGGAAUCAACAGGAAAAUGGAUGGCUGGUCGAGUAAGAAUCGGCAAGCUUUCCGUCCACCGACUAUGAAACGGCCUGGUUGA
Lachnellula hyalina is the source of this 3021-nucleotide messenger RNA. It is a transcript of the gene srs2, whose product is annotated as ATP-dependent DNA helicase. Gene Ontology annotation, molecular function: DNA binding; ATP binding; hydrolase activity. The coding region runs from base 1 to 3021 and encodes 1006 amino acids. The transcript has a single exon. NCBI's taxonomy places the organism in Eukaryota, Fungi, Ascomycota, Leotiomycetes, Helotiales, Lachnaceae. The record is from RefSeq and is a predicted model, not a curated record. Gene Ontology annotation, cellular component: nucleus. Gene Ontology annotation, biological process: recombinational repair.